Molecule: messenger RNA, 1034 nt
Organism: Heterocephalus glaber (naked mole-rat)
Lineage: Eukaryota; Metazoa; Chordata; Mammalia; Rodentia; Bathyergidae
Source: RefSeq, a predicted model, not a curated record
CGCGGGGAGCCCAGGGGCUGCUGGGAGCGAUUGCUGCCCUGGCGAGGAAGGCGCUGAGGAGCUGCCAGAGCCACCAUCUCGGUCCUAAAGAGGUCUGAUUGCUGAGACACACAGUUGACAAAAUAUGAAUGAGUCUAGGCAACAGUCACUGUUCUUCAUCACACUUCCAGAUUUACAUCAACUGUGUGCUGUCCCAGUAAUAUUAAGUAACAGGGUGGUGGAUACUGAGAUUAGGAGUACACAAAUGAAGAUGUGCAGACAAUUGCUACUUUUGCAUGAAGAUAUUCUUAUAUCACCUGUCCCUGGAAUAUUCAACCAAAUUUGGGUGGUGAUGACGAUACCAUUUUUUAAAGCUGGGAAACUUAAUGCUUAUAUUGAAAAAUAUGAAGCUAAGAUGGAGGCUCCACAAAGAGUAAUUCCUGUAAUUCUUCAGAACUGCCUUUCGUAUUCAUUCAUGGCUAGACUUGCUCCAGCCUGGAAUAGAGCUGGACAUCUCUUGGUACAAGGAAGAGAUUUUCUUUCUCAGAUGGGAAAACAAAGUGCCAUUGUAUUAGACAUCAAUGUAACAGAAGCUCAAGUUUGUCUAAGUAUAGAAGUUUGCACUGUCAGACUGCCACCACCUGAGCUAAAGGAAUUUGAUAUUUCUCAGAGUACUAUAGAGAAUUUUCAUACUAACAAGAUGGCUGUUAUUGAAAGACAUUCCAUUUUGAGCAACUGGUGCUAUAUUUUGCCCAGUAUGAAAAUGGGACAAAUAAUAAAUAUUCUUCAUGCUGUACCUGCUGACUGUCCAUUCCAUUCAUUCGAAGAUUUCCAGAUGCACUGGGAUGACUUGUAUGGCUAUAAACUUCCAGAAGAUGAUAGAAAUAGUAAAAUAUACUGCAACAUCUACUUCAGAAUGAUCAGAGAAAGGACUUUUACGUAUCCUUUUUGCAAUAGUACUUGUAGGAGAUGCCCUCUGACCACCUUAUUUUCUGGUCUUGCUCCUGCUCCAUGAUGUCGUAUUUAAAUGAAAUUAGCUUUCCUCCAUUUCUUAC